Molecule: messenger RNA, 1114 nt
Organism: Coregonus sp. 'balchen'
Lineage: Eukaryota; Metazoa; Chordata; Actinopteri; Salmoniformes; Salmonidae
Source: the annotation of a GenBank genome assembly
AUGGUAUCUGGAGAUAAUGUGACUUCUGACAAGGAGGAGUACACCCCCACUGAGGGAUUAUUAGUAACUCUGAGCUGUACAUAUGAAACAAGCAGCAGUAACAUCUACCUUUACUGGCACCAACAACACCCUAACCAGGCACCUCAGUACCUACUGUAUAAAGGUGCCAGAGCAAAUAGUGUUGACCAUAUCUCUAAUCAUCUAUAUGAAUCUACAACAUCCCAAACGUCAACUACACUCAUGAUAAAACAAGAAACUCUGGCAGACACAGCUCCACUACUGUGCCCUGAAGGACGUUUCUGAGAGGAUGUACAAAAACUAGUACACUGAUAAAUGACUUGUUUUAGAUGAGCUUGUUGGUCAUUUCCUGACCACAGUUCAUUAUCAGGCUCAGAGCAACACAGGGUUUGUAGAUAACAUUAUUGUGGUUACACCAGUUGUAAAAACACAUUUAGCAUAAUAGUGGAAAAUUGUAUAACAUACAAAUUAAAGAAUAUUAUGAAUAUGGAAACCAAAGCAUUUUAAAAUAAAAUGUUCUUCCUCUUAUUCAUUCACUUCAGAAGAUCCUCUGAACAAUGAGUUGCGUUGUGUUUAGAGGAGGAUCUAGUAUGAGAAUGAAAAUUAGACAGUCAAAAUAGCAUGAAGGUCUUUCCUCAGUGCAUUGUAAACUUGUCUCUCUAACAUUAACCAUGCUGUGCUGGUUCACCUUGUUCUUUUUAAACAUCACUGGGUAAGUAAAAUACAUUUAACAGUAAUGAUAAUGUGUAAUUACGUCAUUACAAGCUUAGAAAAACAACACACAAGCUUUGACCGGAGAAAAAUAACUUUUAUUUUAUUUUCUGUAGGUGGGGAUGGAACUUUCUCCAACAGUCUUGAGGAGGAUGUGAUACAUGGUGGCAGUGUCAAGCUUUCCUGCAACUACACAGUAUCUGGUGGACGCAGUGUCUUAUAGUAUCACCAAUAUCCCACAUCUGCUCGCCAAUUCCUCCUCCUCAUCUCAGUGUAUUCAGCAUCUGCUGAGACAAUAGUUCAUGCAGAUCCGCCGUGUCCUCGACUGUCAGUUAACGUUGACAAAGUGGCUGAACGUGUGGAUCUGGAGAUCUCCUCUGUUGAA